Molecule: messenger RNA, 1908 nt
Organism: Danaus chrysippus (African queen)
Lineage: Eukaryota; Metazoa; Arthropoda; Insecta; Lepidoptera; Nymphalidae
Source: the annotation of a GenBank genome assembly
AUGUACAUUAAUGAUUCAGUAACAUGUAAAAAAAAAAAACUAAAACAUAAAACCUCCUUGGUCCAGGAUGAAGACAAGAAAUCCGGAACCGGCGACGGGCAGACAACGGAAGACGAAUCAUCCCAGGACUCGAAGGGUGAGUCGGCGCAAAUGGACGCGCAAGGUAACAACGUAGCGGACAAUAUAGAAGGUGACGCGAAAUCAACAACGGCGAACGGCAAAGAAGAUGACUGUCAGGGCGAAGACUCCAAGGAUGAUAGGGCUGUGAAGACGGAACACGCUAAGAAGGAAGAAAACGGUGAAACUCAUGAGGAGGAUGACAAAGAGGACUUGAAGGAAAAUGACAAAGGAGCUAAGAAGAUAGCUCCUAAGAAAAAACCCAAGAAAGAGGACACCGAAGAAGAGGAAGAAGAUGAGGAGGAGGAAGACGAGGAGGAAGAGGAUGAAGAAGGAGAGGAGGGGGAGGAGGAGGAUGAACAGAAGACGAAAGAGAAGGUAAAGAAACCAGUCAAGAAACCUAAAGACGGGGAGGAGGAAGGUGAUGAUGAAGAAGAGGGGGAGGAGGAGGGAGAGGAAGAAGAGGAGGAGGAGGAGGAAGAAGAAGCUCCUAAACCGAAACCCAAGAAGGAACCGACUGAACCCCCCGUACCACUACCAGCUGGGAAAGGAAUACCCUUGGGGCAUAUCAGCAAUGUUGAAGUGUCACUGUCGCGCUUCAAGACCCAAGACCAGAAGAUAUUGCACCAGUAUUUGUAUGGACAACUCUGCCUGGAUCGUAACGUCAAAAGGAACAUCAAGAAGUUCAAAGGCUACGAAUGGGCGAUCGGUUCAACGGAGUAUAAAGCUAAACUUGAAGAGACAGCCAAAAUGGAGCCGAAACAGUUGAGGACUAUGUGCGAAAUGUUGGAUUUAGAUAAAAAAGGUGGCGCCAGUGAGCUAGCAGCUCGUUUGGUAGGUUUCCUCCAGCAGCCGGUAGCUAAUUCCCCCCACGCGCGUGGAGUCGCUCGCCCCCCUACCACGCAAGCAGCCACGCCCGGCGGACGACCGAGGCGAUCAGCGGCCGUUAAGAUACAUAACAGAGGCUACUCGGACGAGGAGUAUGAAUCUGACCCGGAGACGAAGGUGAAGGGUCCUAAGCAGCCCAAGGAUGGCUCGGAGGACUCUGAUGUAAGUGGCUCCUUCAAUCCGAGUGGUUCUGAGGCGGAUUCUGACUUCGACCCUGAAGGUGGGGAGGGUGUUAGCGGAGCCGCGCGCAAGAGGAAGAGCUCCGGACGACGUCGGUCCAGCAAGGGAAAGAGGGGGCGCAAGAGCAAGGGGAGGAAGAAGGGUGGCAGCAGAGGGCGCGGCCGGCGGGCUCGCUCAGACAGUGAGGAUGAGAGUGAACGCUCCGACAGUGAGAGCGACGUAGACUCGGCCAGCGACGGAGAUGAGUCAGAUGAGCCGAAGUCCAAGCGUGGUCGGCCCGCGGGGUCUGUGUCUAAGGGUCGUAAGGGCGCUGUGGCAAAGGCAAGCGCUAAGGCCACUCCCGCUAAACGGAAAGCGCCUACACCCACUGGUAAGAAGAAGGCUGGUGCCAAGCCAGUAGGCAGACCAGCCAAGAAGGGCAAGCGGGCGUCCUCUGAUGAAUCUGGAGAUGGAGAAGAAGGCAGCGAGGAAGAAGAUGAAGAAGGAAGUGAGGAAGAAGAGAGUGGAGAAGAAGACGAUGAGCCUACUGACAAGAAAGCCAAGCGUCCACCUACUGACGAGGAGAUUAAGAAGUACGUGAAGCAGAUCCUUGAGGGCGCCAACCUGGAGCAGAUCACCAUGAAGACGGUCUGCAAGCAGGUGUACAGCCACUACCCGGACUUUGACCUGGCGCACAAGAAGGACUUCAUUAAGGCUACUGUCAAAUCGGUGAAGUGUGUGUAA